AUGGCUUCUUCUCAGCAAGAUGACGGCGGGCCUCCCCCUCCUACGAACGACUCGCCUUCUUCACCAAGUCCCGCUUCGAAACCAAGCUUCCCGCCCCCUGCGCGCUCGUCCACCACCGCCUCCCUCGCCUCGACGGCGACGAGUCGUCUCCGCUCCGCUUCGCUCAAGUUGCUCGACACGGACCUCCCUCCCGGCUUCAUGGCCGCGACUGGCGGGACCGCCGCACGUAUGCAUUCGUUCUCCGAGAUUCGGCGCGGCAGCUUGGGCACUGGAAACAGCCCUAUCAGCCCUGUCACCAGGCACAAUAGCGAUGAGAGCGGAUCGCGGAAGUUUAGCAGGACAGGAACGGGAUUGAGCACUAUGAGCAAGAAGGGCAAAGGCGCUGGAGUUUUGGAGGAGGAAGAGAGGCGAAGUACUGAAGGCGGAGGGCACCUCGCUGUUUCUGGAGGAACGCCGCUCGAGACGUUGAGGUCUGUGACGAACGAGUCGGGGGCGGAGGGUGGUCGGGUUGACGGUGCGGGCGAUGGGAACGUGAAAGAGUCGACUGCGUCGAGUGCGACUCGGACCGUGACCGCGGAGACGGAUAACAAGCCGCCCGUCACGGAGUACGCCAACGGGUAUCAACCACCGCCGAAGCUACCUUGGACCACUUCCACGGCUUUGGCACUGAAGGCAUACGGGAAGUGGGUCUUGACUAUUCCUGGGUUUUUGAUCACGGUUUACGGCCUCAACGUCGUCGCCUGGGGCGGCAUGCUCUUCCUACUCCUCUGCAACGCGUCGCCGGCCAUGUGCCACCCCACCUGCAACGACAUCAACUCGCCGCGCCGCAUCUGGAUCGAGAUCGACUCGCAGAUCCUCAACGCCCUCUUCUGCGUCACGGGCUUCGGCCUCGUCCCCUGGCGCUUCCGCGACUGGUGGUGGUGGGGCGUCUGGCGCCUGGGCUUCGGCAAGCAAGCCUGGGGCGUGACCCGCGCCGAACGCAAGUCGUACGGCCUCCGCAAGCUCGCCGGCAUCAACCGCGGCUGGUUCAGGCUGCCCGGCAGCGAGGCCCUGCCGCCGACUUUUCCGGACCACCAGGACCCGCAGAACCCGGCCAAGCCGCAGAAGCCGGGAAAAGGAGGGGAUGUCGUGGUGGAGGUGCCCGAGGGCGUGGACAAGAAGGUCUUGCCGACGCCGCUGUAUAAGACGCCUGAUCCGCCGCCGACGGGCGUGCGUGCCCCGCCGACUAAGCAGUGGAAAAUUGAUUUCGUCGUUUGGUGUAAUGUGUGGAAUACGUUCUUCCAGGCUUGCUUGGCUGGGUUCAUGUGGGGCAUGAAUCGGUAUGAUAGACCGUCUUGGUCGACCGGGUUGUUCGUCGCUUUGGCGUGUAUCGUUGCGGCCGCGGGCGGUAUCUGCAUGUUCAUGGAGGGAAAGGCGGUGAAGAAGGUGGAGGGUGUGCCGAUGGAGACCUGGAGGAAGGAUCAAAAAGAUGCGUUGGACGAGGAAAAGGCGGCGGAACGGGAUGAUCGGUAG
This is a messenger RNA of Lasiodiplodia theobromae, 1512 nucleotides long. Its product is annotated as Alpha-L-rhamnosidase. The record is from RefSeq and is a predicted model, not a curated record. Bases 1 to 1512 code for a protein of 503 amino acids. NCBI's taxonomy places the organism in Eukaryota, Fungi, Ascomycota, Dothideomycetes, Botryosphaeriales, Botryosphaeriaceae. The transcript has 2 exons.